AUGAACAUCUUCUCGUUCGGCGAUCUGCCUACUAUCCACACCCGCAAGGCCCUGCUGUUGCUGGAUUUCCAAAACGACUUUGUCCGCCCGUCUGGGGCCCUGCCGGUCCCCAACAGCGCCGACAUCCUCGAAACUUUGCCGGGACUUGCAGCCGCCUUUCGUCGAGUCGGUGAUGUCGUCUGGGUGCGAUCGCAGUUCGAGUCCUCUCAGUCCACCGUCGACUGGGACUUUGGGGACCGCAUAGUCCUGGAAAAGGAGCCGCCGCCGCCCCCGAAGCCUGAGCCGCUGCCGGACAUCAUAGAAGCCGCGUCAGAUUGCGAUACCCCGGAACCUGUCGACGACGAAGCCUUUUUGUCGGCAGACCCUUCGCCAUGUUGCAAUCCCCAAACGCCCGGGUUUCAGUUCCCCGCCCCUAUUCUGGCGGCUAUCGACCGCGACCAGGAUACUGUGUUGGACAAGACUGGAUAUUCUGCGCUGGAGUCGGCCGGCCUGGUGCUGUCAUUCCGUACCCGCUUUGUGACAGAGCUAUACCUGUGCGGCUCUCUGUCGAAUGUUUCUGUGUACGCCACUGCCUUGGACGCCGUGCGCAACGGCUUCUCCGUGACACUCAUUGAGGACUGCUUGGGAUUUCGGGAUUUUGGGCGCCACCAAGAAGCCAUGCGCCGUAUGGCAGACAUCCUCGGGGCGACUGGUCUCAGCGCGGAAGAACUAACUCGGGAGCUGGAAAACGAUGAAACGGAAGCAAUUGCGCGCCGAAGCCGGAAUGCGCCGCCAACCAAGAAAUCGAUCGCCUCUGCUGGCAUUGAGAACGUCAUGGACGGACUUGAGGUUGACGCUUCUGACCGGAUCGCGAAUAAUGAUCCUUCGCCGGACCGAGAAGGGCGCAGUUUGGACGAUCUCAUUGGGAUGACACGAGCGCAUCGCGGCUCUUCGGCUAGUUCACAGCCUCGAGUUGCUUCAGAGGGUAAGAAGGCAGUACGCGCAAGAGUACGGCGGCCGAAACGUCGCGAUCCCACGCCAGAUUCUACAAUCACCGAUGGAGGGUCUGUUGCAGAGUCUGUCACUUCUACUAGGUCUGUGGCAUCUACCCCACCCACAGAGAUACUCGAACGGAAAAUUGGAGAAGGCGACUCACGCAUUGUGCAUAACAUCGGCCUACCUCCAAAUGCCUUUGAGCGCAUCCGGGCUGAGGUCGCUUGGCAGAAGAUGUACCACCUAUCUGGCCAGGUGCCCCGGCUGGUGGCGGUGCAAGGACAACCUAAUUUUGAUGGUGCAAUUCCUAUCUACCGUCACCCCGCGGACGAGUCUCCGCCGCUGAAAUCGUUCACGUCAGCCGUGGACGAGGUACGCAUCGCUACUGAGCGCAUCCUCGGGCACCCGUUGAACCACGUGCUCAUUCAACUUUACCGAGAUGGGCAAGAUCGCAUAUCGGAGCAUUCAGAUAAAACGCUGGACAUUAUUCGUGGAUCGUUCAUCUGUAACGUCAGCUUGGGCGCUCAGCGCACCAUGACUCUUCGUACCAAAGUCUCAGCAUCCGCGUCCAAUAAAGAGACAGAGUUCAGCCGAAUGACACAACGCAUCCCUCUUCCCCAUAACUCGCUUUUCGUUCUCGGCGAGAAAACAAACAUGCGAUGGCUGCACAGUAUUCGAGCGGACAAACGACCAGACUCGGAGAAAUCGCUCGAGGAGCGGGCUUACGGCGGCGAGCGCAUCUCUCUCACUUUCCGGAACAUCGGAACCUAUCUCAAUCCUACCGCCGACACCAUCUGGGGCCAAGGAGCUGUCAGCAAGACAUCUGAUCAAGCGCGGACGGUCAUACACGGCGAUCCUACCGAGACCGAACGACUCAUCCGGUCAUUUGGACAGGAAAACCACGCCACUGAAUUUGAUUGGGAUGCUGUCUACGGUGGUGGAUUUGACGUGGUCAAUUUUGUCACUACCUCGUCAGCACGUCUAGCGCUUAGCGGGGACCCGGUAGCGGAUCUGCGCGUGCUACUCUGUCUCGGGGAGAAUGGCCUUCGAUAUGAAGUGGUUCCUGUGGGUCAGGACAUAGGCAUUGCGGACGCACCCUCCAAGCGGCCAUUGUAUAUAUCGUCGGAUGGAAAGAUGGUUGCUGGCGAUCAUUCCAUUCUCACCCAUCUGGCCAAACGAGAACCCACGCGACCGGGUGUGGACGUCUUGCGGGGUGGCAGUCGUCUCGCGCAGCUGGACGGGCUCCUGGCAUGUUGGCGCGAACAUCGCAGGCGCGAUGAUGAGAAGAGGCUGUUUGACACAGGCUUGGAGAUCUGGGAACAUGCGGUCGAAGGCCAGCAUUACCUGGGCGGCACAAUUCUGGAUGUUGACGAUUGUUCCCUCUGGCCCAUCGUUCGCGAGAUGGCGCAGAUACAAGACGGAUUUGCGGCACAAUUCCCUCACCUGUACCAGUACUAUCAUCGUGUCGGGAAACGAGGAAUCGUCCGGGCUAUUCUCGAGGAGACCCGGCUGGACGGAUGA
Molecule: messenger RNA, 2493 nt
Organism: Penicillium lagena
Lineage: Eukaryota; Fungi; Ascomycota; Eurotiomycetes; Eurotiales; Aspergillaceae
Product: isochorismatase family protein family
Exons: 1
Coding region: 1-2493 (830 amino acids)
Biological process (GO): DNA alkylation repair; DNA repair
Cellular component (GO): nucleus
Molecular function (GO): dioxygenase activity
Source: RefSeq, a predicted model, not a curated record